This is a messenger RNA of Gastrolobium bilobum, 709 nucleotides long. RefSeq names its product autophagy-related protein 8C-like. The record is from RefSeq and is a predicted model, not a curated record. The transcript has 6 exons. NCBI's taxonomy places the organism in Eukaryota, Viridiplantae, Streptophyta, Magnoliopsida, Fabales, Fabaceae. Gene Ontology annotation, biological process: cellular response to nitrogen starvation. Bases 109 to 468 code for a protein of 119 amino acids.
ACUAACAAGUUUGUCCACCGUCUCAAUUUCAUUCAGCUCUUUGGUUCUUCCUCUUCUCAGAUUUCCCAACCAAAUUCCUCAAUCAUCGAUCUUUCGGUGUUAGAGACCAUGGCCAAAAGCUCCUUCAAGCUUCAACAUCCAUUAGCAAGAAGGCAGGCAGAGGCUGCUAGCAUUAGAGAGAAGUAUCCUGACAGAAUACCUGUCAUUGUUGAGAAAGCUGAAAGAAGUGACAUUUCAGACAUCGAUAAGAAGAAAUACCUUGUCCCGGCUGAUUUGACUGUUGGUCAAUUUGUUUAUGUUGUCCGUAAAAGGGUUAAACUCAGUGCAGAGAAGGCUAUUUUUGUUUUUGUCAAUAACACUCUACCUCCAACUGCCGCCUUGAUGUCUGCUAUUUAUGAGGAAAAUAAGGAUGACGAUGGCUUUCUUUACAUGACUUACAGUGGAGAGAACACCUUCGGAUCCCACUAGGCGCGUAUUAAUGAUAAACUCUGUAAAUAGCUGCUGCAAGAUGCAAAUUCUCUGCUGUCCAUAGGCAAUGCUUACCCUGUUUAUUGCUUAUGGUUUUGAGGAACAUUGUCCUGCACUUUGAUUAUGUGCAUCAUCUUUAAAUUAUGAAUUUCAAUGCAUUAAUUUAGAUUUUAUCAUCUCACAGCUGAAUUCUUCUUUUUCUUUUCUUUUCAAUGGUGGCCUGAAUUUUAAUCUAGUAUUC